Argentina anserina (silverweed cinquefoil) is the source of this 3871-nucleotide messenger RNA. RefSeq names its product PH, RCC1 and FYVE domains-containing protein 1. Gene Ontology annotation, molecular function: metal ion binding. The transcript is spliced from 9 exons. The coding region runs from base 532 to 3615 and encodes 1027 amino acids. The record is from RefSeq and is a predicted model, not a curated record. Lineage: Eukaryota; Viridiplantae; Streptophyta; Magnoliopsida; Rosales; Rosaceae.
CUCUCUCUCUCUCUUUUGAUUUCUCUCUCAGCUCUCAAACGACCUCAAUUUCUUUCAGAAUUUGGCUCACAUUUCUUUAAUUCCGGCAAUGUAGGUAAACUCGAUCCUUCCUGCUCUAAUCUUCGCUCGUUCAGGUUUAGAUUCUCGUUUUCGCCGCAAAAAAAAAAACGAUAGGUUUUGGUGUGAAUUAGGCGGCGUGUUGAAUGCUAGGGUUUUAAUCGAUUUCCGGGAAGUGGUUUUGAGCUGGCCCGGAGCUCAGUGGAGCCUCCGCGGGAGUCAAUUUAGGGUUUAAUUUGUUCAACAUUGUCGAAUUAGGGUUUCUUGAGCUGCAAGAUUUGUGUUGAGGGCUUAGGGCCCCCAAUUGGUGGCUUGGAAUGGGUUAGAGGAUGUGGCUUUGAAGCUGAGUGGUGUGUGGUUUUGGUUGGAUUGAUGGGAACAAGUUGGGGAUUUUGUUAUGGUGUCGAAAGCAUUAGGCGUUCAAAUGGGUGUUGGGUGCUGUUCUUGUGGGGAAGACCUGAUAUUGCAACUUGAAUGGCUAGUCCUCAGAGCAUUGGUCCGGCCAACAAGGAUAUUGACCAGGCCAUAGCAGCACUUAAGAAAGGUGCGACUUUGUUAAAAUAUGGGCGCAGAGGGAAGCCGAAAUUCUGCCCGUUCCGGCUUUCUAAUGAUGAGGCUUUGCUGAUAUGGUACUCUGGAAAAGAUGAGAAGCACAUUAGACUUAGUCAUGUAUCCACGAUUAUUCCUGGACAGCGUACUGCUAUAUUUCAGCGGUAUCCACGACCUGAAAAGGAGUACCAAUCAUUUUCACUUCUUUACAAUGAUCGGUCCUUAGACUUGAUAUGUAAAGACAAGGAUGAGGCUGAAGUCUGGUUUGUUGGUCUUAAGGCAUUAAUUAAUCAAGGUUCCUAUCGGAAUUUUAGAAGUGAGUCAAGAUCUGACAACAGCAAAUCAACAAAUACCCCUCUUGCUCAUACUCGAAGAAGUUCUCCAUCAAUUGCACCAUUUAUCUGUGAUGCUGCAGGAGAUGCUGAGGCAGUUUCGUUGGAGACUGCCCGAUCGAAUAGAUUAGGAAGGGCAUUUGCUGACAUAAUAUCAUAUACUGAUGCUACCAAGACUCACGCCGAUUCAGCUUCUGUUUCCUCAUUAUCACCUGCAUCUGUAGAUAAUUCAAAUGGUCGGAGUUCCACAUCUGAAGCAUUUCGAAUUAGUUUAUCUAGUGCUGUAAGCUCAUCAAGUCAAGGUUCUUAUCCGGAUGACUUUGAUGCUUUAGGAGAUGUUUUUAUCUGGGGUGAAGGUAUUAAUGGGGGAACACUAGGAGGCAAUGCAGAUAGAACAGGGAGUUCGGUUGCUUACAGGAUGGAUGCUCUCCUGCCUAAGGCAUUGGAAUCAACAAUGGUCAUAGAUGCUCAAGGAAUCGCUUGUGGUUCUAGGCAUAUAGUAUUGGUCACCAGGCAAGGGGAAACUUUCAGUUGGGGAGAGGAGUCAGGAGGCAGGCUGGGUCAUGGUGUAGAAGCAGAUGUUUCCCACCCUAAGCUCAUUGGCAAUCUUAGUGGCAGGAAUGUUGAAUUAGUGGCUUGUGGGGAGUAUCACACCUGUGCUGUUACAUUUUCUGGAGAGCUCUAUACAUGGGGUGAUGGCACUAAUAAUUUCGGUCUGCUUGGACAUGGAAGUGAAGUCAGUCACUGGAUGCCCAAAAAAGUAAGUGGUCAUAUGGAAGGUAUACACGUUUCUUAUAUCUCUUGCGGACUGUGGCAUACAGCUACUGUCAGCUCAGAUGGUCGGCUGUUUACAUUUGGGGAUGGAUCUUUUGGUGCUUUAGGCCAUGGAGAUCAUAGUAGCACAAGUACUCCACGUGAGGUGGAAACUUUGAGAGGGAUGAGAACAGCAAGGGUUGCUUGUGGCGCGUGGCACACUGCUGCAGUUGUUGAUAUAUUAAACGACUCAUCUAGGCCUGAGGAUUCUGGUAAUUCAACUUCUGGAAAGCUGUAUACCUGGGGGGAUGGAGAUAAAGGCCUACUUGGACAUGGCGAUGAAACUUCUAGACUAGCUCCUGAAUGUGUAGCGACGUUGAUUGAUAAAAAUUUCUGUCAAGUAGCAUGUGGACAUAGUCUCACAGUUUCCCUUACAACCUCAGGUCAAGUAUAUACAAUGGGAAGCACUGCUUAUGGACAGCUUGGUAGUCCUUCAGCUAAUGGAAAAGUUCCCACUCUUGUUGAAGGUAAAAUUGCAGAUAGGUUGGUUGAAGAAAUCGCAUGUGGUUCUUGUCAUGUGGCAGUUUUGACUUCCAAGGCAGAGGUAUAUACUUGGGGAAGGGGUUCAAAUGGCCAAUUAGGACAUGGAGACAGUGAUAACAGAAGGACACCUACUCUGGUUGAAUACAUAAAGGAUAAACAAGUAAAGAGUGUAGUAUGUGGUUCAAAUAUCACUGCAGUCAUUUGUCUUCAUAAAUGGGCAUCUGGGGCUGACCAUUCCGUGUGCUCUAGUUGUCAUAAUCCCUUUGGCUUCAGAAGAAAGCGCCAUAACUGUUAUAAUUGUGGGUUAGUUUUCUGUAAAGCAUGCAGCAGCAAGAAAAUUCUGAAAGCUGCCUUGGCUCCAAAUACAAACAAGCCCUAUCGGGUGUGUGAUGAUUGUUACACUAAAAUAAAGAAAGUUGCAGAAGCUAGCUCUGGUGGACAGAAUCCCAAAACUAGAAGUGGACAAUUACAACAUAAAUCUGGUGAGAUGACAGACAAAGAGACUCUAAUCCCUAAGUUACGGGCAACACUGUCCAGAAUUUCAUCUUUUGGCUCAGGCGCCAGCCAAACUGAAAGCAAGAUUCCCAAGCCUGAACGAAGACCAGAAGCACGCGAUAGUCGUGUCUUUCCUAUGCUAAAUGGAAAUGUGCAGUUAGGAUCAUUUACUUUGUCAAAAACUUCCCUUGAUGGACAUCCAGGAAAGUUCAUGUCAGCUUCCAUGCCUACUUCCAGAAGGUCUUCUCUGUUUGCAUCUCCUGUUUCAGUAAAGUUAAACUCCGAUCAAUCUUCUGAAGACGUCCUUGAGGACCCAAAGUUAGUAAAUGCGAGUUUGAACCAAGAAAUUAUCAAUUUAAAGUCACAGGUAGAAGACCUUACUAGCAAAUCCCAACGACUUGAAGCUGAACUUCAAAAAACAUUGAAGAAAUUAAAUGAGGUCUCUGCAGUAGCUACUGAUGAAGCUGAAAAAUCCAAAUCCUCGAAGGCAGUUAUCAAGUCUCUAACUGCUCAGGUGAAACAGUUGAAGGAGAUGGCUGAAAGAAUGCCAGAAGGACAUGCUGCAAGUUGCAUUUCAGGUUCCAGUGCUUGUGCCAUAACUGGUAGUUCUCUGACAAAUAUAACUAGUCCUCAAAUGGAGUCCAGUGGCAAUUCAAUGGACCGGCUCCUAGCUAAUGGAACUAAAUCACAGAGUGGAAAGUCUGAGCGAGUUAUACAAGAUGAACCUGGUGUGUAUAUAACUUUAUGCUCCUUGCCAGGCGGUGGUAAUGAACUGAGACGUGUUCGCUUCAGUCGGAGACAUUUCACUGAAGAAACAGCAGAGAGAUGGUGGGCUGAUAAUGGGGCGAAGUUGUGUGAGGUGCACAAUAUACAAGGUGCUGAGUAGUAUGUUGUUCGCCGAACAUGUAUGAACUCAUCUCACGACCUUCCUCUCCACGGGAAUGUGUAUAUUUUACCUGUUAAUCAUUCAGUGGAGUUUUGAUCCAAGGAUCUGGAGCUAGAAUUUGCAAGUAGACUGAGAUUUAGAAUGUCAAAACUGUAGCAAGCAGAGAUUUCACAUGGAAAAAAAAAUCUGAAAUGAUAGAGAAAAUUAUAGACAUUCUGCAGGUUUUUUAUUUUCAGUUUAGAACGCUAGAUAUUGU